AUUCAACGAUCUCGUACCUUUUAGGCGUGACGUGACAAUUCGGCGCGAACAUCUCUGCGGGAAAAUGUCCCCUGUAAAGGUGUGCGCCGUCGAGUAGAGAAGAAGCACGAAACCAUUAGAGAAGAAAAAUUUGAGCCUUGAGCCGAAUCGGUCGACUAGCUGGGUGUUCAUUUCGGUGGUGUAGUCCGAACUGUGCGGUCACUUUUCUCGUAGCCCAGUGCAGAGCGGUCCGGUGCGCGGGCCAGAGUUGGCCACUAGAGAAGAAAACGAAAAAGGUGGAAAGAUCGAUUUGAAUGAGUGGGCAAUUAAGUUGAUAGUUUUUCGAAGAAAUGUGCAUAAGCCAGUUCGAAGAUAGCGUCGAUUUGUGAAAGUUUGCUUUUGGUGGUUGGUUUUAUUUUAAACGGAAGAAAGAAUCGAAGCGAAAAUGACGGUGCGGGUUAUCAACACGGUUCAGUUUAUGGCGGGAACUACCGCGCAGGACUCGAUGGCGAAGAAUAUCAAAACCGGGAAAGGGAAGGCGAUCAUCAACGAUGUCAACAAUAACGAAGCAGUUCUCGGCGAUGACCGGAGCAUCACCGAGCAGGACAUCAACGCCUAUCUGGAGCACUACAACAAGUGGAAGCAAACCGAAUGGGGCCACUGGCUGACCGAUAUCCUUCGGCAGUAUUUCGGCUACGAGUUCGAUGCUGAAAUCAAGUGGAACAACGUGCUGAUGAUCGGAGUGUUUCAUCUGAUUGCGAUCGUUGCCUUCAUAAAUUACGUGUUUAACGCGACGCUCGUUACCUACCUCUGGGGAUUCUUCGUGGGAGGCUGCGCCGGAUUUGGCGUAACGGCUGGAGUGCACCGGCUGUGGUGCCAUCGGGCGUACAAGGCGAAGCUCCCGCUGCGAAUCAUCCUGGCGAUCUGCUACUCGAUCGCCGGCCAGAACACCAUCUACGACUGGGUGCGCGACCAUCGUAUCCAUCACAAGUACUCGGAAACGGAUGGCGAUCCACACAAUUCCAACCGAGGCUUCCUGUACGCGCACGUUGGCUGGCUGAUGCUGCGUAAGCACCCGGAAUGCAUCAAGAAGGGCCGACUGAUCGACAUGAGUGAUAUCACCAGUGAUCCCGUGGUACGGUUUCAUCACAACAACUUCAUUCUGAUGAAGCUUCUGUUCUGCUUCUUCCUGCCGACCUUCAUUCCGUGGUACUUCCUGGGUGAGAGCUUCCGUCUGGCCUUCUUCAGCCAGUGCUUCGUGCGAUACGUGCUGAGUCUCAACUUUACCUGGUCCGUCAACAGUGCCGCUCACAUUUACGGUGUUCGACCCUACGACAAACGCAUCCAACCGGUGGAAAAUAAGGUCGUCGCGAUGGUAGCGAUGGGCGAAGGAUGGCACAACUACCACCACGUCUUCCCCUGGGACUACAAGGCAGCCGAACUGGGCAACUAUCGAUUCAAUGUGACCACCUUCUGGUUGGAUGCGUUCGCCAAGAUCGGCUGGGCGUACGAUUUGAAGGAACCGUCGAAGGAGUUGGUUCGACGAACGAUCGAGAAAUAUGGUGAUGGAACCCAUCUGACCGUUACGUUCAAGGAUCACGUCGAGGUGCCGGACCCAACGGAGAACUCAUAAAUUGUUUGUCAAGCAGCAGCAGCAGCAGACAGUAGACAGCUGGGCAUCGGUCGAGUUUGUUUCGGAUUGUGAUCAACCAAAUUACCUGGUUAUUUUCAGCUUAAGGGGUAGGCUAAGUGCAACCAGAUUUUAUAAUACUAUGUAUGUAAUUGUGUAUGCAGCAUUUAGGUAAACACUACUGUAGCCGGGUCUCAUCAGAUGGGAACGUAACUUCACAUAA
Molecule: messenger RNA, 1832 nt
Organism: Sabethes cyaneus
Lineage: Eukaryota; Metazoa; Arthropoda; Insecta; Diptera; Culicidae
Product: acyl-CoA Delta-9 desaturase
Exons: 5
Coding region: 425-1612 (395 amino acids)
Biological process (GO): unsaturated fatty acid biosynthetic process
Cellular component (GO): endoplasmic reticulum membrane
Molecular function (GO): stearoyl-CoA 9-desaturase activity; iron ion binding
Source: RefSeq, a predicted model, not a curated record